This is a messenger RNA of Dromiciops gliroides (monito del monte), 1236 nucleotides long. RefSeq names its product Y-box binding protein 2 (gene YBX2). The record is from RefSeq and is a predicted model, not a curated record. Lineage: Eukaryota; Metazoa; Chordata; Mammalia; Microbiotheria; Microbiotheriidae. Gene Ontology annotation, molecular function: nucleic acid binding. The coding region runs from base 31 to 1131 and encodes 366 amino acids. The transcript has 10 exons. Gene Ontology annotation, biological process: regulation of gene expression. Gene Ontology annotation, cellular component: nucleus.
CUGCAGAAAUCCGGCGUUGGCGGUGGCGGGAUGGGAGGGGGAGUGGGAGCCGCCCCCGCCCCGCCCCCCGCCGGGAUCCCCGCAGCUCAGGGCCCCGCAGCCCCAGGCGCCCCGACGACGGCAGCCCUGGGGACCCCCGCACCCCCCGCCCGGAGCCAGGCGGACAAACCGGUGCUGGCAACCCAAGUUCUGGGCACUGUCAAAUGGUUCAACGUCCGAAAUGGUUAUGGAUUCAUCAACAGGAAUGACACCAAAGAGGAUGUCUUUGUCCACCAGACAGCCAUUAAAAGAAACAACCCUCGGAAGUUUCUUCGAAGUGUUGGGGAUGGGGAAACAGUGGAGUUUGAUGUCGUGGAAGGAGAGAAGGGUGCAGAAGCUGCUAAUGUGACUGGUCCAGGGGGGGUACCAGUGAAGGGCAGUCGCUAUGCUCCCAACCGACGCCGUUUUCGUAGAUUUAUUCCCCGGCCACGCCCUGCUGCACCUCCUCCCCUGGUGGCAGAGGCCCCUACAGGGGUAGCAGAGCCAGGUAGCGAAGGGGAACGGGCUGAGGACCCCAGUCAGCGACCUCGCCGACGCCGCCCACCCCCCUUCUUUUACCGACGACGUUUUGUCAGGGGCCCUCGACCCUCCAACCAGCAGCAGCCUAUGGAGGGUACAGAUGGAGUAGAGCCCAAAGACCCAGCCCCCUUAGAAGGUGACCAGCAGCAGGGAGAUGAACGGGCACCUCCACCCAGAUUCCGACCCAGAUAUCGAAGGCCUUUCCGUCCUCGGCCUCCACAGCAGCCCACCACAGAAGGUGGAGAUGGAGAGACCAAACCCAGCCAGGGUCCCACAGAUGGCUCAAGGCCUGAGCCCCAGCGCCCACGAAAUCGGCCUUACUUUCAACGUAGGAGGCAACAGCCUCCUGGUCCCCGGCAGACUGCAGCCCCUGAGGCUGAUAACAAAGAGCCAGUACCCCCGGGCCCACCCCCAGCAGGCCCUACCCAUCAGGAGACCCCAGCAGAGGCAGUCAAGCCCAUGCCACCUCCUGCGGACACACCUUCCCAGCCCCGCUUGGAGCCACAGCACCAGCUUGUGGAUACCUCAACCCCUAUAACCAGUGGGGACUCCCCUACCACCUUACUGGAGUGAUUCCAACUAGGGGGACAACUAGAGCAGCUAUCUGGUAUCUGCCGACUUUUUCCAACUGCUCCUUCCCUGUCUCACUCCCCCCCCCCCCUCCAAAAAAUCCAUGAC